UCUAGUUUGUAUUUACCAUCUUUCUUCUUUUUAACGCGAAAACAGCUGUGGGAAUAUUUAGGACCCGAACCAAAAUGGCAUAUCAAAUUGUCGAUGUCUUAGACAUAUCCAAAGGUAAAGUUGAGGAUUUAAAUCAAAUAACUGCUAAGGGCUUAUUGAAAUUUGUAUUGAACUUUAAUGGAAGCACGGCUUAUGCUAUUGAACAAGAACCAAUUGCUACUAAAAACGCAAAUUCCUUAUCAUUGAAAGGACAGACAAUUAUUAUACAGUUAGAUAAAAUUAAAUCUUUAAAUGGCAUACUUUUCUUGACUCAAUCAAAUUGUAAAAUAAUGUAUAAUCCACAACUUAAUAAAGACAUAAAAGUUUUCAAUGAUAAAGCUGAUAACCAAAUUCUGAAAGAUCUCGAAAAAGGUGGCCUUUCAUAUUAUGAUACUUCAGGAUAUAAUUUAAAACCUCCUCCAUUCAUACCCUUUGAUAACAGUAUUACAGGUUCCAAUGCAAAUAAUUUAAUGAUCUAUCCACAAACAAAUUUAAACAAAAGUUAUCACUCAACUGAAUCACUCAAUAAUUCAAACAGGUUUGAUCAAAACAACAAGGCCGAGUCAUUCUUUAAUAAUACCCAAAAAUUUAAUAAUCCACAUAAAAAUGAUAGAUUUGAUGAUAAAAAUAGCAAUUUUCAAAAAGAUAAAAAAAUAUAUAAACCAGAUAAUCUUGCUAAUAACUCUAACUAUAUAUCUAGAAACAAUAACACACAACCAUGUAAUUAUCCUCCUCCAUCUAAUAUUAGUUCCAACAAUUUUUCUGGAAAUUAUAUGAAUGACUUUCCUCCUAUAAACAACAAUAAUUUUCCUCCUUUAAAUUUGCAAAAUUUUCCUCCUUUAAACUUGCAAAAUUUAUCUCCUUUAAACUUGCAAAAUUUUCCUCCACCCAAUAACAUGCACAAAUUUCCCCCACCUAAUAGAAUAUCAAAUUUCUCUCCACCUGGUAUGCAAAAUCCUUAUAAUAGUAACAUCUAUCCAGCAAAUAAUAUAUUUAAUAUGCCAAAUCCAUAUAUGUAUCACAUUUUACUUCUUAUAUUAGAAAGCAAUUAUACUAUUAUUAUUUUUCUUAUCAUAAUUUUUGCUUUUAAAUUUUUUUUUAAUGUUAAUUUUUACACUUAAUAUAACAAUUUUUACUAUAAUCAAAUUAUGAUAUUGUUAGGUUAAAAUGUAAUAUAAAUUUAAUCCAUUAUAUUUAUUAAGAUUGUCCUUUUGUAAUGUAAUAUUUAAAGUUAAUUUUUGGGAAUUAUGAUUACAAUAUAAGAUCAAUUAACCCCAUAUAGUAUAAUUUAUGUUUUUAAAAAUUAAAGGAAAUUAUAAUGACAGAAUGGAGAUCCUCUUCCCCUUUUCGAAUUGUUGGUAUAUUAAUUAUUGUUAUAACAUAAUGUCAUCUUUAUAAAUCUCAAUAUUUCAACCUUCCACAAUGUAAAUGAUUUAUUGUAUUCUCAACAUUAAUUACAACUAUUCCACCUCCUUUCCACAUGUAUUGUAAAUUUUAUUAGAUGCUAUAAUAAGGAAUCAAUAUUAAUAAUGUCAUCUUUAUAUAUCUUUAUA
Gordionus sp. m RMFG-2023 is the source of this 1592-nucleotide messenger RNA. RefSeq names its product homeobox protein 3-like. Lineage: Eukaryota; Metazoa; Nematomorpha; Gordioida; Chordodea; Parachordodidae. The coding region runs from base 75 to 1160 and encodes 361 amino acids. The transcript has 4 exons. The record is from RefSeq and is a predicted model, not a curated record.